Penicillium macrosclerotiorum is the source of this 3519-nucleotide messenger RNA. Its product is annotated as carbamoyl-phosphate synthase (glutamine-hydrolyzing) CPA2. Gene Ontology annotation, biological process: UTP biosynthetic process; L-citrulline biosynthetic process; 'de novo' pyrimidine nucleobase biosynthetic process. The record is from RefSeq and is a predicted model, not a curated record. NCBI's taxonomy places the organism in Eukaryota, Fungi, Ascomycota, Eurotiomycetes, Eurotiales, Aspergillaceae. The transcript is spliced from 3 exons. Bases 1 to 3519 code for a protein of 1172 amino acids. Gene Ontology annotation, cellular component: cytoplasm; cytosol. Gene Ontology annotation, molecular function: ATP binding; dihydroorotase activity; aspartate carbamoyltransferase activity.
AUGGUUCUUGCGGCUCGUUGUGGGCAGGCGGCGGCGCUUCUGCGCCAGCGAUGCCUCGUUGAGGCUCGUCCCGCCCUUUCUCUCCGCGCCUUUUCCUCCCAGACCUCCGCUCGCUCAGCGGCCUCGACUCUGCGACUGCAGAAGCUCCCCUCUGCCGGCCGCUCGCAGCAGCUGCGCGCCUUCUCCAGCACCCUGAACCGUCUGGCGGAUGCCCAGAAGGCUCCUUCCUCCGAGUCUUAUCUCGCCAGCGGUGUGGUUAAGCCUGGCAGCAACCUCGUCGAUGUGAAGAAGGUCCUGGUCAUUGGUUCCGGUGGUCUGAGCAUCGGUCAGGCUGGAGAGUUCGAUUAUUCUGGUUCUCAGGCUCUGAAGGCUCUCAAGGAGGCCGGCGUCCAGUCCGUCCUGAUCAAUCCCAACAUUGCCACCAUCCAGACCGACCACAAGCUGGCUGACGAGGUCUACUAUCUGCCUGUCACUCCCGAAUAUGUCACUCACGUUAUCGAGCGCGAGCGCCCUGAUGGUAUUCUCCUCACCUUUGGUGGUCAGACCGGCCUGAACCUGGGUGUGCAGAUGAACCGCAUGGGUAUCUUUGAGCGCUACGGUGUCAAGGUCCUCGGUACCAGCAUUCAGACCCUGGAGACCAGUGAGGAUCGUGACCUCUUUGCCCAGGCCCUGAAGGAGAUCAACAUCCCCAUUGCUGAGUCUAUUGCUGUUGGCACCGUUGACGAUGCCUUGAAGGCUGCUGAGGAGGUCGGCUAUCCGAUUAUUGUUCGGUCCGCCUAUGCCCUGGGUGGUCUGGGCUCUGGUUUCGCCAACAACGAGGAUGAACUCCGUGACUUGUCUUCUCGCUCCCUGUCGCUUGCUCCCCAGAUCCUCGUUGAGAAGUCUCUCAAGGGCUGGAAGGAGGUUGAGUACGAGGUCGUCCGUGAUGCUGCUAACAACUGUAUCACCGUCUGCAACAUGGAGAACUUCGACCCGCUCGGUAUCCACACUGGUGACAGUAUCGUUGUUGCUCCCAGUCAGACCCUGUCUGACGAGGAGUACCACAUGCUCCGUACUGCGGCUAUCAAGAUCGUUCGUCACCUGGGUGUCGUUGGCGAGUGCAAUGUCCAGUACGCGCUGCAGCCCGAUGGCCUCGACUACCGCGUAAUUGAGGUCAACGCUCGUCUGUCUCGUUCCUCUGCUUUGGCUUCCAAGGCUACUGGCUACCCGCUCGCCUAUACUGCUGCCAAGAUUGGUCUCGGCCACACUCUUCCUGAGCUUCCCAAUGCUGUCACCAAGACCACUACUGCCAACUUCGAACCCAGUCUGGACUACAUUGUCACCAAGAUCCCUCGUUGGGAUUUGAGCAAGUUCCAGCAUGUCAACCGUGACAUUGGCAGUGCCAUGAAGUCUGUUGGUGAGGUCAUGGCUAUCGGCCGUACUUUCGAGGAGUCCCUGCAGAAGGCUAUCCGUCAGGUUGACCCUAGGUUCCUUGGUCUCCAGGGCGAUCACUUCGAGGACCUCGAUGAUGUUCUGAAGAACCCCACUGACCGCCGCUGGUUGGCUGUCGGCCAGGCCAUGCUCCACGAGGGUUAUUCUGUUGACAAGGUCCACGAGCUUAGCAAGAUCGACAAAUGGUUCCUGUACAAGAUCCAAAACAUUGUGGACUGUAACAACGAGCUGAAGGAGAUCGGCAGCCUGUUCGGCAUCACUGCUGAGACCAUGAUGAAGGCCAAGAAGCUUGGGUUCUCCGAUAAGCAGAUUUCUCUGCUCGUUGGUGCCUCCGAAGAUGACGUUCGUGCCCGCCGUAAGUCCUUCGGCAUUACCCCCUGGGUCAAGAAGAUCGAUACCCUGGCUGCUGAGUUCCCUGCGGACACCAACUACCUCUACACUACCUACAAUGCCACCUCCCAUGAUGUUACCUUUGAUGACCACGGCACUAUCAUUCUGGGUAGCGGCGUGUACCGUAUUGGUAGCUCCGUCGAGUUUGAUUGGUGCGCUGUCAACGCUACUCUCUCCCUGCGCAACAUGGGCAAGAAGACUGUCAUGAUCAACUACAACCCCGAGACCUACUCCACUGACUUCGAUACUGCUGACAAGCUGUACUUCGAGGAGCUGAGUUACGAGCGUGUGAUGGAUAUCUACGAGCUCGAGAGCGCUAGCGGCGUUGUUGUCUCUGUCGGUGGCCAGCUGCCCCAGAACAUUGCUCUCCGUCUCCAGGAGACUGGCGGUGCUAAGGUUCUCGGUACCGACCCUGCCGAUAUUGACAAGGCCGAGGAUCGUCACAAGUUCUCCCAGAUCCUGGACAGCAUUGGUGUUGACCAGCCCGCCUGGAAGGAGCUGACCUCCGUUGCUGAGGCCGAGAAGUUCGCUGACUCCGUUGGUUACCCUGUUCUGGUUCGCCCCAGUUACGUUCUGUCCGGUGCCGCCAUGAACGUCAUCUACAGUGUUGACGAGCUUAAGGAGAAGCUCCUCAACGCUAGCGCCGUCUCCCCUGACCACCCUGUCGUGAUCACCAAGUUCAUCGAGGGUGCUCAAGAGAUCGAUGUUGAUGCUGUCGCUUCCGGUGGUAAGCUGCUGGUUCACGCCGUCAGCGAACACGUUGAGCCUGCCGGUGUCCACUCCGGUGACGCCACCCUCGUCCUCCCCCCGGCCAACUUGGAGGAGUCCAUCAUGGCUCGUGUUAAGGAGAUUGCUGAGAAGGUCGCCAAGGCCUGGAACAUCACUGGUCCCUUCAACAUGCAGAUCAUCAAGGCCGACCAGGAGGGAGCUGAGUCCCAGCUCAAGGUCAUUGAGUGCAACCUGCGUGCCUCUCGUUCGUUCCCCUUCGUCAGCAAGGUUCUGGGUACCAACUUCAUCGAUGUCGCCGCCAAGGCGCUCGUCGGCCGUGACGUUCCCGAGCCUGUCGAUCUCAUGAAGGAGAAGCGCGACUACCUCGCUACCAAGGUGCCCCAGUUCAGCUGGACUCGUCUUGCUGGCGCCGACCCCUUCCUGGGCGUCGAGAUGGCUUCUACUGGUGAGAUUGCUUGCUUCGGUAAGGAUCUCGUCGAGGCCUACUGGGCUUCUCUCCAGUCCACCAUGAACUUCCGCAUGCCCGAGCCUGGUGAGGGUAUUCUGCUCGGCGGUGACAUUACUCAGCCCUAUUUGUCCACCAUCGUCGACUACCUGAACCCUCUCGGUUACAAGUUCUACGCCGCCAACCCUGAGGUCAAGGCCCACCUCGAGUCUACCUGCAAGGACAACGUCUCCAUCCAGGUUAUCGAGUUCCCCAAGAAGGACAAGCGCGCUCUGCGUGAGGUCUUCCAGAAGUAUGACAUCCGUGGUGUUUUCAACCUGGCCAAGACCCGUGCCAAGACACAGCUCGAUGAGGACUACGUUAUGCGCCGCAACGCUGUCGACUUUAGCGUUCCCCUGUUCAUGGAGCCCAAGACUGCUCAGCUCUUCGCUCAGUGCAUGAACGAGAAGCUGCCCCGCUCCGAGGGCACCAUCCCCUCCGAGGUCCGCACCUGGUCCAACUUCGUCGGCGGCAAGUUGCUGUAA